Molecule: messenger RNA, 7602 nt
Organism: Mercenaria mercenaria
Lineage: Eukaryota; Metazoa; Mollusca; Bivalvia; Venerida; Veneridae
Exons: 5
Coding region: 107-3523 (1138 amino acids)
Molecular function (GO): protein binding
Source: RefSeq, a predicted model, not a curated record
AUUGCAUGAGAAGUCUUGCAUACCGUUCAGCGGUGAAGAAACAGCACCGAAAAACAAACUCAAUGACUUAGCUUUUUGCACUAAGCAGUGGUUGCAGUUUUUCAGGAUGGAAAUACUCACUACUGCCUCCGUCCCAGUCGACAGGCGAAAAUACUCGUAUAGAUACUACAGUUUGAUAACCGAUGUUGGUGGUUAUAUAUGUAGAUCUAUCCUUUAUUACCAUGUAGGCGGACUUCCCGAAUUUCUAACUAGAUCGAAGACCGAUAUUGAAGAUUUUUAUUUCAAAAGAAACGGUAAACCAAAGAUACUCAAUCAGUCACAGCUUGACGUCUUGUUUCCGGAUGGAAAGGCGGCUUCAACAGCAGAAAAGUUUGACCUCACCUUGGUUUUAUUUUUGCUGAGUACAUAUACAUUUCGUGAUCGAGUAUCAAAUGCUUUGUGGAAGAAGGAGCUUCACGAAAUUGACCGUCUAGACAACACUCCAAUAGCUUAUUUGGCAAGGAUAAAGUGCUAUCGAAAUAAGAUCAAUGACCUCUCUGAUACUAGCGUAGGGUUAUCUGAAAAGGAUUUCUGGGAAUUUUGGGGAGAACUCACAAGGAUAUUUCUACAGCUUGGACAUUUCUAUACAAUCCCUAAUAUCUGUGAAAUGAUUGACAAAGUAUUACAUGCUCCUUUCGAUACUGAACGGGAAAAUGAGCUUGAGAGAGAGAUCCAAGAUCUUCGAGAUGAUUUGGGACAAAUAAAGGACAUGGAUAAAACGGUUACUGAAAUGUUUCAAACCGUGGAUGUAGGUCAAAGUGAUAUGAAGGAACAACUGGAAGAUAUUAAGAACAAGCUUACAUUUACAGCACAUAGUCAGGAGGAAGUUAGAGACGUUUUGGCAGAUGAAUAUUUUGUGAAAACAAAGCAGUACCAUGAGGCAAGACAGUUGCUACUGGAAAACAAAAUAAUUGUUUUGAAUGGAGCUCCAGGAGAGGGGAAGACAACAAUGGCAAAAAAGCUUGUUUCAGGGGUGUCAAACGUUGCUUUCAAAAAAGUGUCAUCUAGGGCUGACUGGGAAAAUAUCACUUUUGACAACCCUAAUGUAGAUGCUGUGUUGAUAGAUGAUAUGUUUGGUGCUGGUGUAUUUGAUAAGGAAGAAUGCAGAAAAUGGCAAAAACUAUUACCAUCAAUUGCAAAGUGGGUGCAAGAAUGUCCGGAAACUCCUCGAUAUGUUGUAAUAACGUCGAGAACGUACAUUCUUAAAGAAGCAAUGAAAAAAUUGUUUCUUGAUGCACUCUUUACGGAAACAAAUAUCUGUACACUCUUUUCUUACAAACUUUCGUCAAAUGAGAAAAAAACAAUUUUACAUAAUCACUUUAAAUAUGCUAGAAGUAAAAUAGGCGAAACAUACUUUUUGAAAGAUAACAAAAAACAUGCUGACCUCCUCAUUAGAAUCAGUGAACUUGAGCUCCAAGAGAUUGGUCCGGCUUUCACAAUAGGAUUUCCAGAAUGUGCAAGACUGUUCGCAAGUAAUGCGUACUUAUAUCGGGGCGGAAUCAAGUUUUUUGAAAAACCAAUGAAACAUAUAUUGAAAUGUGUAUCCGAAAUAUGUCGAAAUGAUGACGUCUAUAUAGCAUUUUUUGUACUUUGGGCACAACUGAAUAGAACUAUUAGGACUAGAGAUCUCGAACAGUCUGUUCAGGCAACACCACUUGAUAUCAAAGAUCCUAUCCUGAAACUUCAAUAUCGGCCACAGGACCACCUGCGAAAGAUGCGGGAGGUAUUGUACAAUCACGUGCACAAAGCGGGUUUCAUACGAUUAGAUUUAGAAGAAAGGUUCCAAUUUAGUCAUGAUGUGGUUCGAGAUGCUGUUGGAUUGAUAGCGUUUGAAAGAAACCCCACAGCAGUGCUUUCACUUUGUGACAAAGAUUUCAUUAAAACAUACAUUAAAAUUUCAUCUGAACCUCACGCAAGUACAACAAACCUGGCAAAUCAGACAGUAGAAGGGUCAAAAGUAGAUAUCAGGCUGCCGCCAUCGCGUUUCGAUCAACUGAGUUUGAGAAUAGCAGUCUUUGUCAUUCCAGGUAACCUACAUCCGUUAGGGUCAGACCUUCCCUUAAAUGGUGAAAAACAGUCUGGAUUCUUAGAAAACCAUUCUGUUUUCCAAUAUGAGAUUUUUGAAAACGAAGGCUUUUGUUCAGCUUUCAUCAAAGCCAACAGAGAACAGGAAUAUCUGAAGACUCUUCUGACAACACCUUUGAGAAGAAUUGAUUCGGAACUUGUAAAAUACAAGUUUAUUGAUCUUACACAAGUGAACACUGAAAUCGGACUUUCGUCAUUCUUAUUAUGGCGUAAUGAAAAGGUCACAUUCUUAGCAAGGCAAUGCUAUCAAGAAAUAAAGAAAUAUCCUAACGUCUUGCAACAAGAGCUAUUUAUAGCUUUGCUUAUUGCAUGCGCAGUAGGCUCUCAUGAAAUGGCAGAUUUUAUUCUCACAAAUGGUGGACAAAUAAAUUCUCAAAUGAUACUCAUGGCCUACGACAAGGUUCAGAAACAGCAGUCAUCAUCUGUUGAUCAUCUUCACCAAAGCAGUCAGACUGAUACUUCUGAACGACAGACAGAUGAAACAAAAUUUCUAAACUUCUUACUAGAAAAAGCGAGUUUACCUGACUCUAGCGGAUAUUUUCCGAUCCAUUUAGCUGCACUUGAAGGCUGUACUGAUAUUAUACGGGAGAUACUUUGGCACGAUCCGUCACAAGCGGAAAAGCGUUUUACCUCAUCGAACCAAAAGAGUUUGAAAGGGACAUCUUUAUAUCAUAUAGCAGCUUUCAAACAAAAUAAAGAUCUUAUUGAUAUUCUCUUAUCGAAAAAGGUCCCUGUCAAUGUAGACAGUGAAGAACGAACGCCUUUUCUAUACGCUGUUCACAAUGGUAAAAGCAGAGUUGCAGAAAAGCUUAUGAAAAUAGCGAAAGAAAAUGGAGAUGAAAUGCUUCCUGAUAUGUCAGGCAAUACUCCAUUGCACAUAGCGAUAACAAAAUCUGUAACACAGAAAGAUGAAAACAGCAGAAGAGUCUUCAAAGAAAUUGCUUUGGCGUUGUGCAGAGAUAGCACUUCUAAUCUCCAUCUGAAAAAUUCAAAUGGUCAAAGUCCAUUGUACAUAGCAUGUAUCAAUUCUUCAUCAGAGGUUAUCAGAGAACUUCUUAGAAGGGAACCAGACUUUUUUGGGAAAGAGCAAACGUUGCUUCACGAUCUGGUCAGAAAUGACAACUUGAGGGCCAUCGAGUUAUUACUUAGUAAUGACUUCGAUCAGUUUAUGACAGAUGAGGAGAACCGAACUCCUUUAAAACUAGCCGAAGAUUUGGGUCAGAAGAAAAUUGCGGAUCGGUUACGACAACAUAGAACAGACGUAGAGAAAAGUAAUGCACCUCCUUCUUCCGACAAAGAGAAUGAUCUUCCUGAAAAAGAUGACAACAAAGGAAAUGCAUCAGAAUCGGCACUGGGUGAUAAGAAUCAAAUGACUUCUGAUUCAACUACAGAUAUUUAAGCGUACUAGAUGCACUGGAUCUCGCAAUACGCUGUAAACGUACCAAAACGUGUAAAAUCUGUCAAAUGCCAUUAGCCGUCGGGGACAUAUAGGUAAAAUACGAUCAGAUUGUCCCUGCACUAUAUUUUAUUCCAAGGUUUACUGAAAUCUCUUAUCAUAGGUGUAGCUGAAAGACAAACUUGAUUAUAAAACGUACAUAGCCAUGCAGAAGUGAUAUAAUUUCCAUUCCUAUUGCAAAUUUGAAACGCUUCAUACAUCUGUUUAUAUUCCGCUCCUAUAUAUUUAUAUCUUUAGGUUUUGCUUAUGAGGAUACCACAUAACUUAAUUUUGAUUCAUGGGUCCAACUUCUGUAUCCUAAUUACCAGCACCAAAUAUAUUUAUUGUUGAAUAUACCUGACGUCAGUGCAGUGUUUAAUCUAGUACGUAUUAUGUUUUUACCAAUGUUUAGAUAUAAAACUCUUGUUAGAUAUAAAACUCUAGUUUCGGAACUAAUAAAAUAAACGAUUUUUUAUGAAACAGUUACUUGUGUUUCAUUUUUGCAGUGUAGUGGCGUAAAAGAAUGUAUUCGAUUGUGAUAGACAUGUGCAUUUCUAAUACUUCAAGUGUAUAAGUAAUAAAUAAAUAUUGAUUCCAAGAUCCUGUAAGUAAAAUCAAAAUGUUGUUGGUUUUACAGUAAGCUGAACGCCUUGAAUUAGAAUUUCAAACUUGCAGAUGCACAUUUGUUUAUUCUAAAGAUAACUUUUAAAUAUCUUUGUGACUAAUUUUAUUAUUUCGUGUAAAUGCAAAAUAAUAUCUAUGUACCUGACAUAUGAAGGUUGAUUUUACACAUAAAUAUCUUAUGUGUUUUGCUAACUGACAAUUCACUACAUUCUAUUUUUGCACUGGUUUGUUUGCUAUCCAUGUAAAUACCAUGUAUCUUUUAUAUGUAAGACUGAACGAAUUACAAAUAAUAAUUUGUCCGGAGUUUUGAAUGUAAUAGUGAUUGAAAGAGCUCAAGAAUUUGUUUGUUGCAAAAUAAUAUUAUAUUUUAUUAUUAUUUGUAUUAUAUUGUUAUGCUCUUAAGAAUUGGAUAUUAUUGAAAUUUUUAGAAUCUUGGUUUGAAUUUGGAAUAUGUUUAGUGUAAAUUGUAGUAUUGCUUCUUAACAUAUGUGACCGAAUGUCAAAAUAUAUAGUAUUAAGGAGGUAGUAUACCUUGUCACCAGCGUAGAUUCAAAUUAAUUGAAUCGUUGCGAUUUAUUCUGUUUCGUGUAAUUUAAUAUUUUAGCAACUACUAUCUCAAUUUCGUUUAUCUCUGUCCAUUCAAUUACAAUAUUUAUCCAGUUUUUAUCCUCCAAAGGUAUCUUAUGUUGGGAGAAGAAGAAAGAUACGGAUAUUUAACAUUUUCAGUGUUUUUCGGUUUCACCAUUACAUUACUCGUAUAAGUUUGCGUAGUUGAUAAUUUUAGUUCGUUGUAAUCAUUGUCGUUCCGUUCACAUCACGUGUCCCAUAUACGAAAGCAAUUGCUUACUUAUUAAAAGUGGGAGGCAAGCGGGAAUAGCUUAUAAAUAGCAUAAAUAGGUUUCCUACAAUUAAGAUAUUUUUCUUCUUUAGUUCGGACACUUAGAGUUGCCUUUCUCGUGGUCAUAUGUUUCUGCACUUAAAUAUCAAACGCUUGUAACUAUGUAGUUUUGCAUACACCAAUGUAGAUGGUUUUGCUUUUGAGAAAUAUAUAGACAUUUGUAUAUCUGUCGUACUUUAAACAGAAAUGUUUGAUUUUAAAAAAUAAAUGUAGUUACUGUCACUAAAUAAUUGUAUAUACUAGAUUUUUUCCAUACUGAAAAUGUUUUGGGUAGGGUAAGAAGCAACCGGAUUCAUUCAAAUAUAUACAUGUAAAAAGUCAUACAAGUUUGUCAAAAGUAACCUCAGAUCUUUUGAUAUACAUGUAAGAUUUUCCAAUUUUUUUUUAGACAUGCGGAUUCAUCGGGAGAUACUGUCUUAAACUGGUAAACUGCUGAACUUUCCAUCACCAUUCAUUUUUAAUAACUAUUAGCUAAUAUUUAAAGAUGAAAAUGAAAUUUGUUAUUUUGAAUAGAAAUAUAAUGAACAUUUUUAAUUGAAAAUAUUUGUUCAUGUAUAUUUGAUCAUAUGUUGCGUGGUUUGAUGAAGUUGUGAAAAAUAGUCGAUUGACCUUAUGUUUCGGUACUUUUUCUGUAUAUAUUUUGUAUUAUGAUAUCUUAUCAUUUCCUGUUAUCUUAUCCAUUCCUGUUAUAUUUAUCCUUCAUGUCAUUAAUUUUCGCGUUUCUUGUUCUUGUUCUUGUUUUUAUUUUAUUUUAAACUACUAUGUAUUUCAACUACUAUGUAUUUCAGAAUAUUUUCAUGAAGAAAUGAAUGGACUCAAAUAAGUAAACAAUUUUUCCUGUUGUGGAUCAUAUUCUUAUUACUUUUUCUUUUUUAAAAUUGUUUUAAAACAAAUUAUGGUUCAAUCAAUUAUUUAAUUUCAAAGUUUUUAAAACCAAUAAACCGUUUGAUAAAAUUCUGAGUCAUAAUUACAUUCUUUAGGAUUUGAUAAUUUGUGUGCUAACUAUUUGCCUUUAAAUCCUCCAAUAAUAAGUAACGAAAUAAUUUGUAUGUACAAAUGCAAAUGUUUCUAUUGUAACGUUACGUCAUCGCGGUUGAUUGGCAUUAUAUUCAGAUGAUUUUGCAAAGAAAAAAUUUCGUAGUUGGAAGAAGUAUUGGUGUUUUAUUUUUUGUGUUUGAAGUUGUCAAAGUAUCUUAUCACAAAAGUACUUAAACAUUUGUUCGCAUAUGGUUAUGAAUGCGUCACGUUAGAUAGACUCCAGUGCCUCAUUCUGUUGCGGAUUCAAAUUAUUCAGUCAUUUCCUAAAAUAUUUAUAUUAAGGAGUUAUACUUUUGAAUAAAAUAUCUGAGAAUUUUCAUACUUUAUCUUUGUCAUUUGAAUUACUGUCAGAUUCACCAAUGGCAGAAAUUAACAAUGGAAAAUACCCUUAUAAAAUUCUUUGUUUUAAAUUUAAAGACUUAAUCCGAAAUCAACUUGCUCAUUUUGCGUUUACUUUUCUUUGGUAAUUUAUAACAAAUAUUAUUUUCUAAAUUUCGCAAAAAAACUACUGAGGCCUUUAAAUAACACGUGAGUAAUGAAGACAAUCUGGUAAGGAUGACGACUUCUGCAGUACUUUUGUAAGCACUGAUGCGAAACAUGUUCAUAUACAUUAGAUUUUGUAUAUCGAUUGACGUAUGUAUUUUUCAUAUAUCUAUCUCUGUUGCAUGAUAAAACUGUACUUGUUGUUGAUUUUGAAGCAAACCGUCCACAUUUUUUUUCCAUUUCAGCUUCUUUUGUUGUGGGUCUACUUCGCGAUGCACGGUUCUAUGGCUGUGUUUGGGGUGCUCUGUGCUUCCGGGAAGUCUACACUUACCUUUUGUCUUUUGAUGUGAUAUGACUUUUUAAUUUUAUGACUGUAUGAUAUGUUAAAGCAUUAAACGUUAACAAAUCAAUAUAGCAACUGCAUCAUAUUAUGUUGACUCUUAAUUUAUAUUAUUAUUUUAUAAACCUUUAGGAAAAUUAUUGAUCAAAUUUGGUUUGACUGAGUCUGCUUCAGUUUCAAACAUUUCUAAGUUCACUUUCUCAACUAGACGGGUUUUGCAAGCUUUGAAAGGCCCCAAUUGAAACAAAAUUGAUUUCUAAUGUUUAAUUUCCUCAAAUUUUAGGAAUGCAAAAUACAUUAAAGACAGAAUUAAUUAAUUCAGUAACUUUGUGUGUUCUCUAUUGAUCACGUGAUUAUCAACAUUUCAAUCAUUGUUACUGUAGUUCAACUAGAAAGAUUGGAUACUUACUAUGAAUUGGUAAUUCACAUGUUACAGGAUAGGCAUGUGACUGCUGUUACAAUUGAAAACGCAUGUGUUUUUUCCAGAUAAUACCUUUUACCAUAACAUUGGUAAUAUAAAUAUCGCAUAACGGCAGUUUCAUACGCACGACGAAUGCAGAUAAUUUUUGCAUUAUUAGAACUUAGUUUUGCAAUAAGGUAAAUGUUAUGCUAAUGCAAUGUUUGCAUUGUAUUGUACUACUGAAAUGUAUAUAUAAUAAA